This is a messenger RNA of Struthio camelus australis, 3064 nucleotides long. The record is from RefSeq and is a predicted model, not a curated record. Lineage: Eukaryota; Metazoa; Chordata; Aves; Struthioniformes; Struthionidae.
CCUUGUAGGAAAUUAAGUUUAGGUGGAGGAUGAAUUUUUUUUUUUUUUUUUUGCUCCAGGCAUGUGGCAGGAAGAUAUUAAAGCACAUCAUAGUAGAAUCUUCUUUGAAGUUAACUGUGUGGGAAUAAUGUAUAAUACGUAUGUGGAAAAAUAACGAUUUGACGGCCCUCCUCAAAUAAUUGCUGCUACGCAGACAGAAUAUUCGUCGUAAUAGGCCUCUGGAAAAGUAUAGGAUGAAAACUCAACUUUUCUGGCAUGAGCUGCUAAGAAAGAAGAAUAUUUGCAGAAUUACUGCUGGCCUUGCAGUGUAAAAGUUACUGUUAAUCAAUAUGUUGAUUGGCACUUACUUACUUACUGUGAUGAUAUGCUAGACCCUUAAACACAUGGCAUUUAUGUAUUGAUUCAGAGGAGGCAGGGGUCUGUAAAGAUGAAUUUUUUUUGUGCCUAGUUAUGUGAAGCUAGUUGGUUUCCCGUUCUUUGGCACGGAGAAGAGGACACACCUAUACUUGUUCUGGUGCUCCAUAGACUAGCAAGUCAUGAGCUGCCGUGUUUCACUUGAAGCUUCUCUAAGCAUCCCCUGGAAAUUACCAUUGCUUGUGGUCGUGGUACCACCGUUUUUGAAAUGCAAGCUGAUGAGGAAUACCAGAUUCUGGCAAACUCCUGGCGAUACUCCAGUGCAUUUACCAAUAAGAUUUUUUUUGCUAUGGUAGAUUUUGAUGAAGGCUCAGAUGUGUUUCAAAUGCUAAACAUGAAUUCUGCCCCAACCUUCAUUAACUUUCCUGCUAAAGGGAAGCCUAAAAGAGGUGACACAUAUGAACUUCAGGUGCGAGGUUUUGCAGCUGAGCAGCUUGCUCGUUGGGUGGCUGAUAGAACUGAUGUCAAUAUUCGUGUGAUAAGGCCGCCAAAUUAUGCUGGACCAUUGAUGUUAGGACUGCUGCUGGCUGUCAUUGGAGGCCUUGUGUAUUUGCGUGGAAGCAAUCUGGAUUUUCUGUAUAACAAAACUGGCUGGGCAUUUGCUGCUUUGUGUUUUGUAUUAGCAAUGACAUCAGGCCAGAUGUGGAACCACAUUAGAGGGCCACCAUAUGCUCAUAAGAAUCCCCAUACAGGACAAGUGAACUAUAUCCAUGGAAGCAGCCAAGCCCAGUUUGUGGCAGAAACGCACAUUGUUCUUCUGUUUAAUGGUGGUGUUACUUUAGGAAUGGUACUCCUCCAUGAAGCAGCUACUUCUGACAUGGAUGUGGGAAAAAGAAAAAUCAUGUGUAUUGCUGGUAUUGGCUUGGUGGUGUUGUUCUUCAGUUGGUUACUCUCCGUCUUCAGAUCUAAAUACCAUGGCUACCCAUACAGCUUCCUAAUGAGUUAAAGGCUUCCAGAAUCUAACGGCAGAAGGAUGGCGACUCUGAAAUUGAGCCUAACGGAAUGGAAGAGCUAAAUGUGUAUGGUUCAUGCUACCUCUCUUUACAUUGAAUGAGAUAGUUAAACACUGAACCAAAGACAACGUGUAGUGCCUUAAGUAUAGCAAGCAAUUUGCUGUGAAGGACACAGAGUAUUAAGAUGCAAUCUCUUUUCAUAAACUUUACAUCUUCUUAAACAACUUUACUUUAAAUCUAGUGAAAUUCAAAGCUUACUGUUUAGAACUACUUUGUUUCCUUAGACUAACUAUAAAAUCUUUUAAAUUCAAUUGGAUAAUCUGUGUUCCAUAUGUUUCUUUUUCCCUCAAAUAUUUGUCACUUUGUUUCUUAUUCAUGCAUAGCUGGUGACAGUUGCUUCUGUGGAUCAUGCUCUCUUACGGUUGAGGAAACCUCAUCUUGUAUCUGGAAACCUCUUCCUUCAGUCUGUACAGUGACCCUUGUAGCAUACUCCACGUUGCAGUGGGAAAUGGGCACAUCCUAGAGCUGUAUCUUAAUAUGAGAAGGGUACUUAAUUGCUGUAUGAUGCAAGAGGUCCCCUCACAGAGGAAGAAACUUUUUAACAGGUAGAAAUGACUUUUAAAAUAACUGAAUUCAGGAUUUUUUGUUAAGUGACCUACUAAUGAGUUUUCUACUUGAUAUUCAAGGUUUAAAAAAAAAAAAACAAAACAGCCAGAUAUACUUCUCCUUGCCCUUUCUCCAGCCUCCUCCCCCCGAGUAAAUAACCAAUAACUCCUAUCCUCAGUUCAGUUGAAAUCCCUAUUUGUUACAGAGCAUCUUGUUCAAUCAUUCACUGAACUUUCUUUGAUUGCCAAAUGCUGAGACUACCAUGCAAGUUGUAAACAUUGGCUCAAAGUCAAAAAAUAUUCUUAGCCUGUUCAACAUUCUCCUCCCAAAAAUCGGAAAACCAAAGCUACAGAGGUAACUCUCUGUAGCAUGAGUGGCAGGGUGUUAACUGGCUUUUAAGUGAUCGCUCAGUGACCUGACAAACCAGCAGGUAUCAGAUUUUUAGUCUCCAUUGAAGUUCUCACUAAGUUUUCUGUAAAUUUCUCUAAGCUUUUUUCUCUUUUUUUUCCAGCUUCCUCCUUGGGGAGGAGAAGGGGGUGGUGGGCAGAGAGACAUCUAAUCUCAGGAUAUAUGUUAUUACCCCAUGAAAGAUUUAUUGGCCUUAAAAUUGAGUAGAUGCUCUCCUUGUUCUCUCACAAAGAUAUUAUGCCUUAAGGAUUCUUGAGAAGACCUUGUGCCUCAGUCCAAACUUGUGUAGUUUGGCGCCUAUACUAGAGGAAACUUCAACAGCCUGAUUCAGUAAUAGUCCCUUCCUCAGGCUGUGGUAGCCUUGGAGGUUACUAGUCAGAGGCAAAUGUGAUGAGACUCUUGGCUCCUGCUUCUUUCUCUCCCUUGUCUCAAGGGGUUAAAGAAUUUGGACACUUUGAAGCUCAAAGGACUGUAUUAUUCAAAGUACAAUGUUAUUCUUAUGCAAGUUUGCUAAAUUAACAUACGUUUCAAGUGCCUUAACUCCACUAAUUUAGUUGUUUGAUGUUUCAAUGUGUUGAGAUGCAUUUUUAUGCCAUACAGAAUGACGGGCCUUAGUGGAAUGGAUAAAUUGUGUGCUUGACUGGAUUUUUGGACAACGUUCAAUAAAAUUUUUUAGUCUGUUC